Mangifera indica (mango) is the source of this 1650-nucleotide messenger RNA. Its product is annotated as heparan-alpha-glucosaminide N-acetyltransferase-like. NCBI's taxonomy places the organism in Eukaryota, Viridiplantae, Streptophyta, Magnoliopsida, Sapindales, Anacardiaceae. The coding region runs from base 59 to 1423 and encodes 454 amino acids. The record is from RefSeq and is a predicted model, not a curated record. The transcript has 13 exons.
UAAAAUUCUAUAAACAUCUUUCAUUCCCCUCCUCCCAUCUGCCUUGAAAUCCCCCGCCAUGGGGAAGAAGAUGUUCAACAAUGAUCACAACAGCAACAGCCAUCAAGACUUGGACAUGGUCAUCCAGAUUUCUAAAUCUUCCCCUUCUCUUAAAUCCAAUGAUGAAGAUUACCCUUUGAUUCUUCGUUCUUCAGACUCCAAGCUCCCCCAUCAACACUCCUCCUUUCCACCACAGCAACCCCGCCUUGCUUCUCUCGACGUCUUCCGCGGCCUCACCGUCGCGCUUAUGAUUCUGGUUGAUGAUGCUGGUGGAGUUCUGCCUGCAAUUAAUCAUUCACCAUGGAAUGGUGUAACCCUUGCAGAUUUUGUGAUGCCAUUUUUUCUUUUUAUUGUUGGUGUUUCUUUGGGGCUUACAUACAAGAACUCUUCAUUCAGCACUGUUGCAACUAGAAAAGCAGUAUCACGUGCAUUGAAGCUUUUUGUAUUAGGCCUUUUUCUUCAAGGAGGAUUUUUUCAUGGGGUCAACAAUCUAUCUUAUGGAGUGGAUAUUGCAAAAAUAAGAUGGAUGGGAAUCCUGCAGAGAAUUGCAAUAGCAUAUCUUGUAGCAGCAUUAUGUGAGAUUUGGCUAAAGGGUGAUGAUCGAGUUAGUUCAGUGUUAUCUCUAUGGAAGAAAUAUCGAUUUCAGUGGGCUGUAUCUAUGAUGCUUACUGUAACAUAUUUGUCCUUGUUGUAUGGCUUGUAUGUUCCCGACUGGCAGUAUGAGAAUCCAUCUGAAAUCUCCUCAGCACCUAGGAUAAUUUCAGUAAAAUGUGGAGUACGUGGUGACACUGGACCAGCUUGUAAUGCUGUUGGGAUGGUUGACCAAAAAAUACUUGGUAUUCAACAUUUAUAUAAAAAACCAAUUUAUUUGCGAACAAAGCAAUGCAGUAUCCACUCCCCUGAUUAUGGUCCAUUGCCUCUUGAUGCACCCUCAUGGUGUCGAGCACCCUUUGAUCCUGAAGGUCUCCUGAGUUCAGUGAUGGCCAUUGUAACCUGCUUGAUUGGUUUGCAUUAUGGACACAUCAUCGUCCAUUGUAAGGAUCACAGGGAUAGAAUGCGUAACUGGGUAGUCCUGUCUACUUCUCUUUUAGCCUUAGGCCUUGCCUUGGACCUCUGUGGACUGCAUAUAAACAAACCUCUAUACACAUGCAGUUAUAUGUGUCUUACUGCUGGAGCUGCUGGCUUGCUUUUUGCUGCAAUUUACUUCAUGGUUGAUGUGUCAGGUUACAGGCGCAUAACCUUGGUGUUGGAAUGGAUAGGAUUACAUGCUCUGAUGAUUUACAUCCUCAUAGCAUGCAAUCUCCUCCCAGUAGUUCUGCAAGGAUUUUACUGGAAGCGGCCUGAAAAUAACAUUCUAAGGUUAAUUGGGGUCGGGAAAAAAUGAGGGGUGGUACAGAGGUUGGAGCACUAUAAAUUAGGUAAGUUAAAAGCAUUGGAUUGCUAAAAAGCACCAAACACAGUGGUGAAAACACGGCACAGGGGGAGUCAGGUUUUGUACAGUAAAGUUGGAGGCCAACUGUUUUAUCUCUCCUCAAUAAAUAACGUAUUAAAUGUCAUCAAAUAUAAGACUCAUAUUCUUUAUUUUUUGAUGAGAAGUUUUGAUUUUGGCUC